AUGCUGGCCUUAACUCUUUUCGUGUUCUUAACUAUUGGAGUAUCCAUGGCGAACAGCCAUGCAUGUACCUGUUGUUUCCCUAACAUGGCAGAUGUGUGUCAAACAAUGGCAAUUGAUCUUGUAUCUUGUGAUGAGUGUACAAAUGUCUUCUGCGCAAACCAUGUCAAAGGUUGUCAAGGUUUAAACUGCAAAGCGAUAUGUCAACCGGACACGAGUUCGAGUUCUACGACAUUACCAUCAUCAAGUUUUAGCUCGAAAACGUCGUCACCAUCAUCAAGCACGUUCUCUAGUGGAUCGCGAAUACAAUGGGAACCAUGCACUAUUUCGAUUAGUUCAGUCGUGUUAGUUUUUCUUCGAGCCUAUAUCAUUUUGGAAUAA
Molecule: messenger RNA, 378 nt
Organism: Adineta ricciae
Lineage: Eukaryota; Metazoa; Rotifera; Eurotatoria; Adinetida; Adinetidae
Source: the annotation of a GenBank genome assembly